Misgurnus anguillicaudatus (oriental weatherfish) is the source of this 1147-nucleotide messenger RNA. NCBI's taxonomy places the organism in Eukaryota, Metazoa, Chordata, Actinopteri, Cypriniformes, Cobitidae. The record is from RefSeq and is a predicted model, not a curated record.
UUCGGGCGCGAGGCGGCGCUGUGAACGGAUCUUCUCAUCCGGGAAACAAGGCGGAUGAUGUCUAGGCGCCGAGAUAAACAAUCUUCAAUGGUCAUUGUAGCUUAUGCAGUAUUAUUGUGCAAAAUAACCCGCAAACUAAUGUGAUUUGGUGUUUCGCGCAACUGUUCCUGAGAGUAGUUGGAGUAACUUUAUUCCAGCGUGAUGCAGGCAACAGAGGACGCGCAGUCUUCUCUAGCGGAGCGCGUGCAGUGUCUGGAAGUCAGUGAAGAACAGAGCAAAACUGCAGAAAAUGAAAAAGACAGAGCCGAGGAGGCUGAAACUGGAAAUGACAUUAAAGCAGAGGAUGACACAGAUGUACAGCGAGACAAAGACUCCAUGGAAGUAGAGGAGCAGAAAGAUGAGACCACCACAGAAGGAGAAAUGAAUGGAGGUAAAGAAGGAGAACACCAGCAGGUGGAGGAGGACUGGGAGAUCCCUUACAGUGACGAGGAGAUGGAGGAACCCAAGAACUGGAUGCCUCCACCUGAGGAGAUCAAACGGCUAUAUGAACUCCUGGCUAAAGGGGAAGUUCUGGAGCUGCAGUGGGUCCCUCUGCCCCGCCGGCCUCCGACCCCUCCACGCACCCCCUCGCCUGAGAGAGAUGGAGACGACUCACAUGAUGCUAAACAGGAGGAGAGUGAGCGCAAGGCUCUUACACCAACAGAGUUUGACUUUGAUGAAGAACAAACUACUGCAACUCCCAGGAACUCCUUUCUCAACCGCAGAAGAACGCCAGGUUCCUCUGCCCGCUCAUCGGUCAAGCGUGAGGCUCGGCUAGACAAAGUGCUGUCAGACAUGAAGCGGCACAGGAAAAUUGAGGAACAGAUUUUGAGGACAGGCCGUGACCUUUUUAAAAGUGAUAAAACCCGGCCGGGCCCUGUGUCCGAGCAGCCCUUAUCACCAAACAGUAAGAGGGAGCGGGAUAAAGAAAGAGAAAGAGACAGUGAUCCCAGCACGGUCUUCAGUCCACGACAGAGAAGAUACUGAGACACAAAAAGCCUAAUUUAAAACUUGACCUUUUGGAUUGGACAAGGAAAUGCUGUUCAUUUACUCAUGAUUUUUUACUGAAGAUUAGUUUUUUAUACUGUAAAUAAAUGUCUUGCUUAGA